This is a messenger RNA of Pieris rapae (cabbage white), 461 nucleotides long. RefSeq lists its product as uncharacterized. The transcript has 5 exons. The record is from RefSeq and is a predicted model, not a curated record. Bases 65 to 448 code for a protein of 127 amino acids. NCBI's taxonomy places the organism in Eukaryota, Metazoa, Arthropoda, Insecta, Lepidoptera, Pieridae.
GUUAGUUACUAAUUAACUAACGGGAUAAAUUUAUAUUAAUUUAUUAAUAUAAAUUUAUCCCGUCAUGUCAGUAUCAAUUGACACUUCAACGUAUACAGACUUAAAGGUAUCCCAGUCGAUAUUAAUGAUGAACAAAAUUACGUUUUUACUCGGAAUAUUCCUUUUUACAUCUGCUAAUGGCCUGCCCAGCGCUGGCAGUUGGCCGAGUUAUUUAAAUACGGGUCCUUACUCCGAAGCAAGGAACGAUCCGAAUUUUACACCCAAUCAAGGUCGCAGUAGUUCAUGUUUGAUGCCCACUGGCGAAGUUGGUGAAUGCGUAUCAUAUUACUCCUGUCCUGAUGCGCCCAUGCCUAUAUAUGAUAAAGGAAGCAUGCUUGCAUGUCCACAUCCUCUAGAAGUCUGCUGUUCCAAUCCGCAAACUGGUAAAGAAGAUUUUAACAUCAGUUAAUAAAAUAUUUUAU